CACACAUGCAGAAACAAGAUAAACAACUUUAUCAGCCGACACAUUUGUAAAACGCAACACUAAUACAUUUGUUUAGUCAGUGUAUGGCAUUUUUAUUUUAUCUGCCUGACAAUUUAUAAUCAGGCACAAAACAAUGCAGAAUCCACCAAAACAUCCCCACAAAGUGCUCAAUUCAAAACCUGUCAAAUAAACACUGCAUCUCAGAAAUAUCAGUUACUUUUUAUUUUAUUUUAAAAUGUGAAUAAACUGCAAAUGAAAUGAAAUUAUAUGCAUUUUGUUUUAUUGGAGAAUAUAGCUUCAAUUGGGCUUAUGACGUGGUUAUUUUGAACUGGAAAUGUUUUGCAAUGCUAAAAUAAAAUAACUUACUAUUUUUAUUUCAUUUUAAAUACAUUGUUUGUGCAUUUACGCGCUGUGUUCAGUAGGUGGCGCCAGAAGAACACAUGGAGCAGUAGUUUCAAGAGGAAGAAGCGUGUUUCUCUUUCGGAUCCAAGAUGGCGGCGGCCAGAAAACCAAAACGCGUGGCCGCUUCACAACCUGGAUUUCUCACUUUAAAAUCAUCGACAAACCCCACGGACUUGUACAGUAGCAAGAGAAAACGUGUGAACAAAAAUAAGAAAAAGAACUGGAACAAACACAGUGAUAUUAACGAUGUAGAGGACUUUUUGGAAGACAUCAGGCACCAGGAGAGGACCACCGGUGGUCUGCUUGCUGAGAAGCCAGAUGACAGUUUGUUUUUUGUGGACAUUGGACAACCAAAGAAAAUUGAAGAGAAAGCGCCAGAACCUGAAGAGGGAAAGAAAAGGAAAGGCAAAUCUUCACGUCCACUUAGAAUAGACUUAAUCCUGCAACAUGACUCCCUUGUUCCGCCACCAAAAGAUGUAUUGGCCUAUCAGCAACCCAACGCUAAGAAACUCCGGCGCAGUGCCCAGUUAGCAGCCAAAGGAGUGGCUCCACGAAGACAGAAGCUGCUUCUAAACAGACGAACUGCACCACGACCGACCAAGAAUGCAAUAACAGAGGCCAACAACAACCCCAACCGAGACUACUAUGACAUAUGGGGCCAAGAGACUAAAGAUACUGCAGACCCAUGGUAUCUCCAACAAACUAAAAAGAAGCUAGUAAAGCGCCCAGAGAAGUUGAACGCAAAGCCUUCUGUGCUUCCUGCUGUGGAGGUCAUCGCUCCUGGAGGAUCUUAUAAUCCAGACUUCUUUGCACAUCAGUCAUUACUACAAGAAGCCCAUGAAAUAGAAGUGGUAAAACAGAAGGAAGAGCAUAAAAUUGAACGGCAACUGGCGUACAACAAAGACGACGCUGCUACAGAGGAGACAAUAUUUCAGGAGCAAGUACAGGGCCUUGUUGAGGGUGAGGACGAUGAUGAAGUUUGGGCCUCAGAAGGUGAUGAAGGUGAUGAAGAGCAGGAGGAAGAGGAUGGGGCUGUCGGAGCUAUCGCAGUCGCUCAGAAGAAAACUGAGAGGCAGAGGAAGAGAGAGAGGGCAGAAAAAGUCAAGGAGCAGCAGCGGUUAGCUGAGAAACAGGAAGUGGAGAAGAAGCAACAGCUCUUCCAGCUUCGAACGAUAAAAACCUCCAUCAAAAAAGAAGACCAGAAAACAAAGGAAAGACAGACCAAACGCAAAGCAAAACAAGAGGCCCAGAAAGCACAGCCCAGGCGUCUUGGACGGCUCAAAUUUCAGCCACAGGACAUGGAGGUCCAGCUAAGCGAUGAGUUGGCCGAUUCCCUUCGAAGACUCAAGCCAGAGGGCAGCGUACUCAAAGACCGUUUCAAGAGUCUUCAGAAGAGGAACCUGAUUGAACCAAGAGAAAGAGCCAAGUUCAAGAGGAGACAUAAAGUCAAGUAUGUGGAGAAGAGGGCUUUUAGAGAAAUCAGCUAAAGGAGGACAGCUUUUAAUUAUCAAAUGCAACCCAAUGGAGCUGUGUAUAUAUGUAUUGAUGACCUUUGACCCCCAGAAACCACAACUGCCUUCAAAAUGGCGCUGGAAAACGUUGUUAAUUGUAUACAAUAAAUAAUUAAACAUUGUGCAUU
Periophthalmus magnuspinnatus is the source of this 2041-nucleotide messenger RNA. RefSeq names its product NOP53 ribosome biogenesis factor (gene nop53). The coding region runs from base 492 to 1889 and encodes 465 amino acids. Gene Ontology annotation, biological process: ribosomal large subunit assembly; rRNA processing. Gene Ontology annotation, cellular component: nucleolus. The record is from RefSeq and is a predicted model, not a curated record. Gene Ontology annotation, molecular function: 5S rRNA binding. NCBI's taxonomy places the organism in Eukaryota, Metazoa, Chordata, Actinopteri, Gobiiformes, Gobiidae. The transcript has 12 exons.